Diachasmimorpha longicaudata is the source of this 583-nucleotide messenger RNA. RefSeq lists its product as uncharacterized. Lineage: Eukaryota; Metazoa; Arthropoda; Insecta; Hymenoptera; Braconidae. The transcript is spliced from 2 exons. The record is from RefSeq and is a predicted model, not a curated record. The coding region runs from base 1 to 456 and encodes 151 amino acids.
AUGCAAAAGGAUGUAAAUGCAAACGAAUUCCGUACAGUAUCAGACGAUGCUUGCAGUCUCAUUCUCAUAAAAAAGCUCAAACAGGUUGAGGGUAAUAGCCUACAUAGUUGCCAGACGAGCCGACUAACAACGAAGGGUGAUUCGAGUCGUAUAAAAGUGAUGGAGAAAUCACAAGGGACAUCACUUCAUCUUCAGCAAUCGAAGAAGAACUUUCCAAAGCUCAUCAUCAUGUUCAAGUUGACUGUUUUCUUGGCGCUUGUUGCUGUCGUCCUGGCUGCACCAAAACCAGAACCAAAACCGGGCUUCCUGGCAGCACCACUGAUAUCGGCAGCACCACUGGCCACCAGUUACGCCAACAGUUAUCAUCUAUCGUACAAGGCACCAUUGAUUGCAUCGGCUCCACUCAUUGCACCAGCACCAGCGAUCGCAUAUGCAGCCCCUAUUGCUGUCCUGUGAGUCAACAUGGAUCACUGGCCAGAAUCAUCAGGAUGAAGCAUUCACACGUUUAGAAGAUCAUUCAAAUUCAUUUUAUCAUGUCAGACUCGUAUCAAAUUCAUCUAAAUAAAUUCAUGUUCUCAUUCCA